Messenger RNA from Canariomyces notabilis, 699 nucleotides. RefSeq names its product class I glutamine amidotransferase-like protein. The record is from RefSeq and is a predicted model, not a curated record. Bases 1 to 699 code for a protein of 232 amino acids. Gene Ontology annotation, biological process: regulation of DNA-templated transcription. The transcript has 2 exons. Lineage: Eukaryota; Fungi; Ascomycota; Sordariomycetes; Sordariales; Chaetomiaceae.
AUGGCCAACCGCCCAUCUCCAAAGAAGCUCCGCAUCGGCGUGAUGCUCGAAGAGGUGCAGUUCUCAGAUGUGGUUGGCAUGGAUAUCUUUGGCAAUCUCUCCAAAGAGUACAUGAACGAGGUGAAGCAGUUCGAUGUGAACGGGUCGUUGGCCCAGUUCGAAGACUACGCCAUGGACAUCGAGUUUCUCUUCUUGGCAACCGCUCUCGAGCCAGCCCGAGUCACACCCGGUUUGCGGGUCGUGCCCACCGUCACGUACGACGAUUGCCCGCGCGACCUGGACAUCGUCAUCAUCGGCGGGCCGUUGCUAAGCCACCGCCCGCCACAGGCCGAUAAGUUCAUGAAGGAAGCGUGGACCAAAACGCGCGUGUGGAUGACCACUUGCAUCGGCAGCAUCUGGCUGGCCAGCUCGGGCGUCCUCGAGGGAAAGACGUGCACUUGUAACCGGGAGUUCUUGGAAGGGGCUAGGAAGUUGUAUCCCGGCGUCAACUGGCUUGAUCAGCGUUGGGUUGUUGAAGACAAGCCAUAUGAUGGGGAGGGAAAGGGAGAGUUGUGGACUGGGGGCGGAGCAGGCGCUGGCCUCCACAUGAUCAUUACCUACUGCCUCGAAAACUUUGAUCCAAAGUUUGUCGACACCAUGGCGCUGAAGGGGUUGGAUUUUCGGCUGAAUGGAAAUGCAGGACAAUUCUACAUUGACUGA